UUCCGGGUGUCGGGAGUCGGUGCAAAGUAGAUGCAAGUUGGUGUGCCUAUUUGAGAGAACGCAUACUGCACAAGGAGAUACUUGGAAGUAAAAGAAGUGUUUCUAAGAUAUGCGGGUGUGUGAAAAUAACUGUUGCUCCUGUAUAAGCGACCCGUGAUACAGGUGUUUAAUACAAGAUGCUAAUUUGAAUUGUGUCAUGAAAAAUGUUGGAAAUCAACGAGAGCAACUCAAUGGAACGAAAUACCAUUUGAAACUUCCAAGGAUAUCUUUACUUUUUUACUGCACUGUGCCGAAUGAUUAUGAUUAUGAUGAGAUAACAAACGCAGAAUGAAAUACAGUGGCAGUAACCUUCUCGGUUAUGCAGUUUACGCGUUUAUUCUAUUUUUUAAUGUUAUUCAUGCAGAAAGUGGUGUUACCUGCAAAGAUCAACAAGGACGAUCCUAUGAAAAUACUUUUAUAUACAUUCCUGGUCCAGAACCUUGUACAUUAUGUGUAUGUGAUAAUGGCAAUCCAAAAUGGUGUAAAGCACUUGUUUGCAAGUAUGCAGAGGAAUAUUGUAAAUCUUCCCGGCAUAUUUGUUGUCAAUAUAUUUGUUUGGAUGAUACAUUAUUAUCUAUACCAAAUGAUAAAACUGAUGGGAUUGGGAGCAAUACCACUGAUGCUACUACAAAUUAUGAUAUAGGACUACGAUCUGUUGCUAGCUUUGUAACAGCUGUAUUGUCAUUGAGUUUGUUAUUUUUUUUAAUACAUCGAUUACGCCAAAGAAAGAUACGAGUUUGUGUGGCAGGAAGGCAGAAUAGACAGUUAGCAGAGGACCAAAGAAAUUUAGGUAGUAUGGGAUAUUUAGACCGAGAUGGAUUAUCACAUGGUGUUCCUAUGGAUGACAUUCCAUGUGGAGCUAGUUACCCAUUAUGGAAACCACCUAACAAUUACUUUCCUCGUGGCGAAGCUCCACCACCUUAUGAAGAGGCAGUAGCAGCAGCACGGGCAGAACAAGCUCUUUUAUCAAUGAAUCCACAAACGCUUCCACAACUAAGUUUUCCAAAUACCUAUUUGCCAAAUACUAAUAGUCGUACAAGUAUAUCAUUAGUAGGGAGUACACAAAGUGGCAUAAAUGGUAAUUCAUCAACAUUAAUUUGCGACAAUGGUAUAACAGAUCAAAGUGGCUUAAUCUCAACACCAAGUAGACCAAUAUCAAAUCCAAAUAUAUAUUCUAGUUAUCAUCAAUCGAAUCAAAAUGAAACAUUAUCUCCAAGUGUUAGUGUAGGAACUUCAACGACGAGUUUUACAAUGGGAACAAGUACUUAUGAAAAUUUACCUACUCCCAUUGGAAUUUCAAAUUUUGUUAAUCAGCGUCCUAAUAUAACUGUGCAACCUUUACCUAACAUGCAAUCUACUAUUCCAAAAAGUUAUCAAACACAUACUACUCUCCCUCGUCAAACUGAAGCAUUUACAAUAUCUGCAACUUUACCAAAUUCUAGUGUAACUACUCAUCGUACAAUUCCUAGAACUUUGACAACUCGUACUGGUGCAAAGUUACAAGAUAUUAUAAAUGAUUGCACUCAAAAGGAAUUUUUACGACCUACGAUAACAACCGAUCUUACAACACCGAAUUUAUCACAUUCCACGCAACAAAAUGCUAUGAUUAAAUUAGAAAAUACAAGAGAAAAUGCAAAUACAUUUUCUGAAGAUAUACAAAUACAGCCUUCUCCUGCAUCUUCUUCAGGAUUGCAACAAAUUGAAAGACAACCAUUGGAUCAUAAAAUAGAUAUAAAAUCUCAUGAUUUUAAGCCACCAUUGAAUAUAGCUAAUGAUAUUAAUGAAGAAGGAAGCUUUGAAUCAGUAGCAUGCACUUGUAGCAUGCAAGCUCUUUCUACUCUUCACGAUGAUACAGAUGAUUAUAGAAGCGAAUGUGAAAACUGUAAAAGCGCAACAGGUUCUCGUUAUUAUUUAGAUAACGAAGAUGAAUUGAUUACUUCUCCUCAUGAAACUAUGACAUUACAUAGAAGACCAGAUGAAACAACUUCAAAUGCUACUCCUCAAUAUUAUAGAACUUCACUCACACUGCCUAUAAGUACCCGUCAACGAACAAGGAGCAUCGGCGUUCGAGAAAAUUGGUUCAACCCUAUGCCACAAAGUUCUACAGAAUCUUCAGAUGAAAAUUGAUUGCAGUUAUAUGUUUCCCAUACAUCAUAUAAUUAUUAAGAUGAUUUAUAAUACACUGUCAAUGAUCAAAAUUCAGUAUUAUGACAAAUGAACAAUGUUCAUAUUUUAUUGCGUUGCAGAACACCAGUUAUUGUUAAACAGUGUUACAUUAUCAAAUUUUAGUAUACAAAUGAAAUUUUUUCUAUCUUGUUCACUGUGUAUAAACUGUUUAUACAUAUUCAUACAUAUUCAAACUAUGUAUGAUCUAUGAAAAAAAUGAAUCACAUUUUUGCUCUCAUAGUUUUUCUUUAUAUGUUAUUAAACUAUGAGAGCAAAAUUUAAAUAUAUUUAUUAUAUAACUUCGAUAUUUAAGUUAAAAAACAACAGCUAAGGAGCAAAAUAACAAUUUAUAUUUCUAAAAUUUUUUUAACUAUGUUCGAUGCAUAUCAUUUGUUAGAAAUUAAUCAAAAUUAUUGUUAAAAAUGCAAUUUUUAUCCUUUAAUCCCUGCGGAGUUGAAUAAUAUAGUAUAUAUAUAUAUAUAUAUAUUUCUAGGUACUGAAUAACGCAAUAAAAUAUAAAGAACAAAUUGGUUCACACUAUAUACAUUAUAUGUAUUUUUUAUUAUUUGAUUAGUAAUCAUUGAUUUGCUUAUUUGAUAAAAUGAUUUUAAUGUUUAUCAUUCAAUAACAUAAACAAAAUAUGACUAAUAGGAUAAAAUAUAAAGGUAAGUUUCUUAAUAACAAUUUGAUAAAUUUUUGAAAUAUUUAUAUGUCAUUAUAUGUACAUAUAUUAUAUUAGUAUUUAUAUUACUAUUAAAUUUAUAAAGUUUGUUAUAACUUUUUUUUAUUUGAAUUUUUUUGUAUAGAAAUUUUUAUUCAACUAUUAUUUGAAUAUAAUAUUUUAAAUGAAUUAUAAAUAUUACUUUUAUAUUAAUUUUCAUUUUAUUCUCAUAUUUUUAACAAAAAUAAUUAAAAAUAUAAUUGUUAUAUAUUAAUAUUCUCUGACAUUUCAAAUUGCUUUGAAUAUGUAAGUGGCGAAAAAUUUAAAUUGCAUUGAACAUAAUUUAAUUCUUAAAAUUUGAGUUUUAAUUUUUAAUGUUUCGAUUAAUUGUAAAAAAUUUUAAGAAUCUUAAUAGUUUUUAAAAUGUUAAAAUUUCAAUGGUUAUUUAAUAUUUUGUAUAUUAUAAAAUACUAAACAAUCAUUAAUAUUUUUAAACUUAUGAAGACUUUCGAAAUUUGAAAAAUUUUUAAAUAUCGAAUCAUAUUCGAGAUGAUUGGAAUUUUCAGUACUAAAAAAUUUCGAAUCAUUUUAAAGUUAAGAUUCGAGCACCUAUCAUAUAUACCUAUCGUAUAUUCAACGUGCAGUGUACAAAUAUAUGUUUUGAAAUUUUUUAAAAAUACAUAUCACUAUUAAGUACAACCGCCACACAUAUACAAUUUAUAUCAAAAUUAUAUAAAUAUAUUCGUUUCAGUUAAUUUUUGAUAUAUUUAUUAUUUCUCAGUUCUUUUAAUACAAAGCAAAUAAAUAUGCAUUAUGUUAAAUAAUUAAAAUGUUUUGGUGAUUUUGUGUAUAUAUAUAUAUGUACACACACACACACACACACAAUGUAAUAUAUAUAUAUAUGCAUGCUUGAAACAGAUCUAUUAGUCUAAAUGAAGCAACCUUAGUAUAUAUAUUUACAUUAUAUGCAUGUUUAUGUUAUACUUCUUUUUAUCUAUGAUGUAAAAAUUUUGUUUUUUUUUUAUUACAGUGCAUGAUAUAAUUAUUCAUGUUGUAAGUCAUGUUAUCAUAAAAUUUUAAAUCAUAAAUUAAGAUUUUGAUUAUAUUUAUUUUUUAUAUAUGUAAAAGUUUUUUCAUAAUCUAUUUAAGAUUUUCAAUGAAAAGUUUGACUAUAACUAUUCAGAAAUUCAAACAGUUUAUUUGCAUAUAAUAUAAUAAAAAUUUUUAUUGACUGAUUUUAAAAUUCUGAUAUAAGAACAAACAUUUUUAAACCUAUACAAUCUUAUUUUAGUAGAAUAAAAAGAAAAAUUUUGCAUGAUAAUAAUAAAAUAUUUGAUAUCUCUAAAUAUAAUGACUAAAAUUGUUAUUUUUGAUUAUAUUGAUAUAAUUUUUUAACAUAUAUAUAUAACAAAAUAUAAAAUGAUACUGAUUUUCUAAAGUGCGCAAUUUUUAGCAAUUCUAAUAUUUGUUUAUGAAUAGAAUUUAAGAAUUAGACUGAUUAUAAUUAGUAAUGUCAAAAUAUCAUAUUUCAAUUUUUAAUCAAAUUAAAAAUAUAUAAAAUCUUAUUCGUAUAAUACAUUUUCAUUUCUAUUCACAAUAUAUUAUUUAUUUUUUUACAUUAGUAUGAAUAUUCUAUAAAGUUUUAGCAUGAUUAAUUAUUGAUAAUGUAUUUUCUAAUAAUCACAAACAUAAUAUGUAUUUUAUUAUUUGAGAAUAAUUUUAAUUAUAUUAUUAUAAUUUAUAUUAUAUUAUAUAUUAUUAUUAUAUAUUAUAUUUAUAAAAUAUUUUGAUUUAUAAAUUAAUUAAUUUAUAAAUUAUUUUACUACAAAAUACUAAAAAUACAAUUUUAAAAAUAUUAUUUUUAAUCAUAAUUAUUUUCAUAAAUUUUAAUCUAAAUUUAGAUAUUACUUAUUUUAUUUAUAUAUAUAUUAGAGUAUAUAUUAUAUUAUACAUAUAAUUAUUAUUUAUACUCCAAAGGGUAUAGAAAUAGGUAUAGAAAUAUAAAAAAUAAUUAACAAUUAUUAUUAGUUAUUUUUCUUUAAUAAUUAAAUAAUUAUUAUUUUAUGUUAAGUGAAUAAACACAGUUCAUUUUGCUGCUUUGCUGCUGUUAAAAAUAUAAUAUAAAGAUAUAUAAAAAUACAACUAAUUGAGAAAAUGGAUAAGUUUAAAAGGAUGAAUGUAAUAAUGAUAAAAAUUUGCUUCAAAAAACAAAAAUUAUUUUAUUAUAUAAAAAAAUUAUAUUUAUGUAUUUCAUGUAACAGCAUACAAUUUUCAUAGUAAAAUUAUAUAAUUUUUAUAAUAUAUAUAAGAAGUGAUAUUACAAAUCGUAAUAUUACUAGUAUUUAAAUAAUUUAAUUCAUAGCAUUUAAAUGAUUUAAAGAUAAAAAUAUUUUCAAAACAGAAUAAAAGUAAUAAAAUAAGAAGAAAUUUUUUUUUAUUAAUAAGAAUUUAGGAAUUUAAUAAACUAAUUAAAAUUAAAAAUUAAGAACUUUUAAUUACUGAUUAAUUUAUAUUGAUUAUGAAUCAUAUAAUAAUUGAAUAAUUAUAAAUAAUAAAGAAAAAUAGAGAAAAAGAGCUAAUUUUAUAAUUUAAUAAAUAAAUAAAAAUAAUUUUAAACAGAAAAUUAAUUCUGUAAAAUAAAAAAUUUAAAAGUAUUGGAUUAUUUAUUGGGGCAAUAUUUUUAUUAUAAUUACAUUCAUUUCAUCGAACUAUGCAAUCAUCUUUCUCGUUGAUUACCCUUUGAUGUGUUCAGUCUAGUGGAGAUAUACAUUACAUUUAAGAUGUUUAUAUAUCUUUAAAAAUCUACGAUUUUUUUGCUACGAAUUUCAUAAUUUGAGUGAAUUAUGUGUAUAAGAUAAAUAUCGAUAAAAUAAAAAUUAUUUCCCUAACAUUUAAUUUAUAAUAUUUAUUAAAAUUUGAAAUAUAGAAUUAAUAAAAAAAAAAGAAUAGAUCUGUUUGAAGUUUUUAAUUUUUUUCACCGUAGCCGUUAUCACGGAUAAGUAUUUAAGAAAAUGAUAAUAAAAGAAAUCAUAGUAUUAGUAUAUGGAAAGUAAUAUUGGUAAUAAUUAAAAAAAAUAAAAAUUUUUUUUAAAUAUAGUCUUCUAUUGCGCCUAUCAUAAUACCAAGAAUUUCAAAUUAUUCAUUCUACUGUGUCUCUAGAAUGUUAUAAAUGAUUCUGCAUCAAGUUAUAUUCUAUAAUAUAUCUUGAUAUAUAUAUAUAUAUACAUACAAUGUGUUAAAAAUUAAAUUUAAUUUAUUCAAAAUCCUUAUAAUUUAAUAAGAAUUAAUUAUGUAUAUUUUUAAUAUUAAAAUUACCACAUUAUAGUUACAAUGAGUCUGAUAAUGAAUUCCUAGAUUUUAUUUGGAAUUUAAAACAUUUUUUUACAUAAAAUAUUCUAUAUUAUUAUUUAAAUGUAAUUAAAAUUUUUGUUAUUAUUUUUUUAUAAAAUUUUGAAACAUAAACGAAUUUUUCUGCGUAUAUAUAAAUACCCAUAGAGAAAAAAGUUAAAAUUACUUAAUAUUUAAUGCGCAAAUUUGAAAAUGUUUUUAUAAUUAUCACAAUUUACAUUAAUUAUUAUUAAAAAUAUUAAUAUAAUAAAUACAAUUUUUUAUUAUAUAUUAUAUAUUAUUUUUUGAAAUUAUGAAAUCAAUAAUAGAGAAAUCAUGAAAAGAAAUAAUGAUAAACAUCGAACUAACAUACUAAGUUAUGAAUUAUCUUUGAUAAUUAUUAGGUAUUGAGAUAAUUGAAUGCAAAAGAAAAACAAAAAAAAAAGAAUAUAAGAUGAUGAAACGUAAUAUUUUAUAAUUUGUUGUAAUUUUAAAUAAAAAUAUAUCCAAACUUUUUUUUGCGAGGAAAACAAUUAUUCAUUUCCUUAUAUGUGUAUAUAUAGAGAAUUCAUGAGUAAUAAUAAAUUUUUUAAUUAAAUUUAAAUAAAACAGACAUGAUAUGAUUUUACAUAGUAUAUAAUGUAGAAAUAAGAUACAGUUGUAAAAUCAGCACUUUACAAAUAAUAUUACAUUUUAAAAAAACAAAAGUAUACAUAUAAAAGCCAUAUUCAGAUAUACGUAUCCACCUGUAAACAAAUUCUGUAAAAAUCAAAAUCUCUCUUCUCGUAAUCAUAAUUCGUGUGUUCAUUAAAUUCGACUAUAUCUUGAAAAAAAUGUGUUCAUUAUAUAAUAAAUCACUUUCUAUAUGCAUACAGUCACUUAAUGAAAAAAGGUACAAGCUGGACUUAAAAUAAAUUUGAGAAAUGUUCAAGAUUCAAGACUCUUGUAGUUCAAACGGUACAAAAAUUUGAAUUAUUUAAUUGUUCAUCUAAUGAUCAAAAUAUUGUAAUAUAUUUAUCUAAAUAGAUUUAGAAUAAUGUCUUUAUUGCUUAUUUGUUAAAUAUUAUAAAAUAAUAUAAGUUGUAUUAAAAUAUUUGUGUCACUAGGCUAUCAUUUAAUUGUAAUAAAUCAGUACUUUACAUAAAUUAUUCGUUAACUACUCUUUGUUAUAUAUACAAGGUGUUAAUAUAUUUAUUAUUAAUUAAUUAUGGGAUACCUUUGAAAGGUCAAUUUUAGAGAUUAUAAAUAUAAAAAUUAGUUUACAAAAAUAUUAGUUCAGAGUUACUUAUUAAAUUAUAAAUAAUUCAAGUUUCUCUUAAAAACGAAGCAGAAUUAGGGCGAAACGGCGAGAUAGAACUCUCACUUUAUAACACCCUGUAUAUACAUAUACAUAUAUAAUUUUACAUUAAUUUAUUUACUUUAUUGAAUUAUUGUAUCAUUGUAUGUAGGUAAUUUAAAAGAUAAAAUUUGUUAAUAAAAAAAAUACUUUAGAUAUUAAUAAAAAAUUUUAAUAUAA
Molecule: messenger RNA, 7709 nt
Organism: Apis cerana (Asiatic honeybee)
Lineage: Eukaryota; Metazoa; Arthropoda; Insecta; Hymenoptera; Apidae
Cellular component (GO): membrane
Source: RefSeq, a predicted model, not a curated record